AUGGCUCCCUCCGCCACCAACACGAAAUGGGACCAUGAAUACAAUACGCUGCGGCGAGAAAAUCUUUUCAAAAACCCUCCCAAGGAUCACACUGCCUACCCUGCGCUCCAGGCAGCCGUGAGCCCACACAUCGAGUCCUUCAAUGCCCUGUUCCGCAACGAUGGCAAGCCGAGUUUGCUCGAUCACGGCCUGGCCGACAUUGGCACCAAGACAUUCCUCGACGGCGACGAUCGAACGCCCCAAGGUCAAAGGAAUAAAUUGACCAUUCGCUACAAGGGUGUUACCCUUCAAAAGUCACAACUGCCGCCUUCCAACAAGUACGCCAAAACCCGGGAGAUCUUCCCUGCCGAGUGCAGAGAACGGCACGUCACCUAUCGUGGCAAGCUCUCCGCCACCUUCGAGUUCCGCAUCAAUGAUGGCGAUGCCAAGGAGUUCACCCGCGAUCUGGGGCAGAUGCCCAUCAUGGUCAAGUCAAACCGGUGUCAUCUCGAGGGCAACUCGCCCGAUCUGCUGGUGAAGAGGAAGGAAGAGUCCGAAGAACUGGGCGGCUACUUCAUCGUCAACGGUAUCGAGAAAAUCAUUCGACUGCUCCAGGUCAACCGACGAAACUUCCCAAUGGCCAUCUACCGACCCAGCUUCGCCAACCGUGGCGCCGGCUACAGCCCUCACGGCAUCAUUCUUCGCUCAGUUAGGCCCGACGAAACUUCUCAAACAAACGUCCUGCACUAUCUUACCGAUGGAAACAUGACCUUCCGCUUUUCCUGGAGGAAAAACGAAUACCUCGUUCCGGUCAUGAUGAUCCUCAAGGCCCUCGUCGAGACGAACGACCGCGAAAUCUUUGAGGGUUUGAUUGGUUCCAAGGGCUCCAAGUCUGCCCAGAACACAUUCUUGACCGACCGCGUCGAGCUCUUGUUGCGUACCUACACCAGCUACGGCCUCUACACAAAGACGGAGACUCGAGCGUAUCUUGGCGAAAAGUUCCGCGUUGUCUUGGGCGUUCCCGAUACCAUGUCCCACUACGAUGUUGGUACCGAGUUCUUGAAGAGGAUCGUGCUCGUACACCUAGGAAAUGUCGACGUCACGGAACAACAAGACAGCGACAAGUUCAAGAUGCUGCUGUUCAUGAUCCGCAAGCUGUAUGCCCUUGUUGCUGGCGAGUGCUCGGUGGACAACCCUGAUGCUAUCCAGAACCAGGAGGUUCUUCUCGGCGGCUUCCUCUACGGCAUGAUCUUGAAGGAGCGUCUCGAUGAAUUCCUCUCCACGGCUGUCCGCGCAUCGCUGCGUGAUUACCACAGGAAAUUCCCCGCCAAGACGUUCACUUCUCAGGAUUUCCAAAAGGAUUUCCCUGCCACCAUCUUCCGGCUCGCGAACGAGAGCCUCGGCUCUGGUCUCGAAUACUUCAUGUCGACCGGAAACCUCACCAGCCCGUCUGGUCUCGAUCUCCAGCAGACCGCCGGCUACACCGUUGUGGCUGAGAAGCUCAACUUCCUUCGUUUCAUCAGUCACUUCCGGAUGAUUCAUCGUGGUGCUUUCUUCGCGGAACUCAAGACCACAACUGUCCGAAAGCUUCUGCCCGAAUCCUGGGGUUUCUUGUGCCCAGUGCACACCCCCGAUGGUUCGCCUUGCGGUCUGCUGAAUCAUCUUGCCCACAAGUGUAGAAUCAUGACGGACCCCGUUGACACAUCGACUCUACCUGCCUUGGUAGCAGAAAUGGGAGCCGUGAGCACGUCCAGUGCCGCCACCGACGAGAGUGUCGUUGUCAUGCUCGACGGUCGCGUGCUGGGCUUCUCCACGCCCCAGGAGUCUAUUCGCAUCGCCGACACGCUGCGGUACUGGAAGGUCGAGGGUACACACGGCGUGCCCUUGGAGCUCGAGAUUGGCUACGUGCCUCCUUCCAACGGAGGCUCCUACCCCGGCCUGUACAUUGCAUCCAAGGCGGCCCGCAUGGUCAGGCCUGUCAAAUACCUCCCUCUCCAGAAGCAAGAUUAUGUCGGCCCCCACGAGCAGCCGUACAUGUCCAUCGCCGUCGUGGAAAACGAGAUCAUCUCCGGCGAGUCCACGCACGUCGAAUUUGACCCUACCAAUAUGCUGUCCAUCCUGGCCAACAUGACACCCUUCUCCGACUUUAACCAAUCUCCCCGAAACAUGUACCAGUGCCAGAUGGGCAAGCAGACGAUGGGCACACCGGCGACGGCGCUGGCACACCGAACCGACAACAAGCUCUACCGCAUCCAGACCGGACAGACGCCUGUUGUCAGGUCGCCACUGCAUAACGAGUACGGUUUUGACAAUUUCCCCAACGGAAUGAACUCGGUUGUUGCCGUCAUUUCGUACACCGGUUACGACAUGGACGACGCCAUGAUCCUGAACAAGUCUUCACACGAGCGCGGAUUCGGACACGGUACAAUCUACAAGGUGAAAAAGGUCUCACUCAAGGAUGACUCGAGAAGUCGUACCGCCAAGCAAGUCACCAAGCUGUUCGGUUUCGCUCCCAACAGCUUCGUCAAGGGCGAGUACCGCAGUAUGCUCGACGAAGACGGUCUUCCGUACGUCGGCCGCAUGGUUCAGGAAGGAGACAUUCUUUGCGCCUAUCACACCGUCACGGCAGACUUCAACGGCAAUCUGACCAACCUCGACGGCCAGACGCAAUACGAGAAGUACAAGGAGUCGGAACAGGCCUUCAUUGAGGAGGUGCGCAUCAUCGGCAGCGAGAAUGGCAAUGAGCCGGCGCAGACUGUAUCGAUCAAGCUUCGCGUGCCUCGUGCCCCCGUCAUCGGUGACAAGUUCUCUUCUCGUCACGGACAAAAGGGUGUCGCCUCGCAAAAGUGGCCUGCCACCGACAUGCCCUUCACUGAAUCUGGCAUGCAGCCUGACACCAUUAUCAACCCGCACGCUUUCCCCUCGCGCAUGACUAUCGGCAUGUUCGUGGAGUCGCUUGCGGGUAAGGCGGGUGCGCUACACGGUCUGGCACAGGACUCGACGCCGUUCAAGUUUAACGAGGAGAACACGGCGGCCGACUACUUUGGGCAUCAGCUGAUGAAGGCGGGCUACAACUACCACGGAAACGAGCCCAUGUACUCGGGCAUCACAGGAGAGGAGCUUUCGGCCGACAUUUACAUUGGUGUCGUGUACUACCAGCGACUACGUCACAUGGUGAACGACAAGUACCAGGUGCGAACGACGGGUCCCGUGGUGCCGACCACCGGCCAGCCUAUCAAGGGCAGGAAGAAGGGUGGUGGUAUCCGUGUCGGUGAGAUGGAGCGCGACGCCCUGCUGGCGCACGGCACAGCGUUCCUCCUGCAGGACCGUCUGCUCAACUGCUCGGAUUACACCAAGUCCUGGAUUUGUCGGUCGUGUGGCUCGUUCCUCUCGGUGCAGCCAACCGUGUCACCGUUCGUCGGUAAGAAGAAGCAGAUCAGCACGGUGCGGUGUCGCAGCUGCGCCAAGCGGCUCGACGAGACCGACCUUGAGGGCGACAGCAUCGAAGGCGAGAUCUGGGAGGACGGCCAGGGCACCCAAUGGGUAGGCGGCGACAACACGACCGUUGUGGUUGUGCCAGGCGCGCUCAAGUACCUCGACGUCGAGCUGGCGGCCAUGGGCGUCAAGCUCAAGUACCGCGUGGACCAACGGGAUGCGCCGAGGAAGGGCGCGCUGAAACCGAUGAAGGCAUUGGAUGGCGUUUUGGGCAAGGCGUAA
This is a messenger RNA of Verticillium dahliae VdLs.17, 3696 nucleotides long. RefSeq names its product DNA-directed RNA polymerase I subunit RPA2. The record is from RefSeq and is a predicted model, not a curated record. Gene Ontology annotation, cellular component: nucleus; RNA polymerase I complex. Lineage: Eukaryota; Fungi; Ascomycota; Sordariomycetes; Glomerellales; Plectosphaerellaceae. Gene Ontology annotation, biological process: DNA-templated transcription. Bases 1 to 3696 code for a protein of 1231 amino acids. The transcript has 2 exons. Gene Ontology annotation, molecular function: ribonucleoside binding; DNA-directed RNA polymerase activity; DNA binding.